Messenger RNA from Parastagonospora nodorum SN15, 1023 nucleotides. RefSeq lists its product as hypothetical. Bases 16 to 795 code for a protein of 259 amino acids. NCBI's taxonomy places the organism in Eukaryota, Fungi, Ascomycota, Dothideomycetes, Pleosporales, Phaeosphaeriaceae. The transcript has 4 exons. Gene Ontology annotation, biological process: mitochondrial respiratory chain complex IV assembly. Gene Ontology annotation, cellular component: mitochondrial inner membrane. The record is from RefSeq and is a predicted model, not a curated record.
CCUACACAAGUCAAGAUGAAGGUUCUUACGAAGGAAGAGGAGGAGGCGCAUUACAAUGCCACCAUCAAGGGAGGAUCAAUUGGUGGUCUCAUCGGAACCGCAGUCGGUGCAGCGGCAGUUGCAGGCGCAAGUCGACGAUACCCAUCCUUCAGAGCCCUCACAGUACCAUUCCGAGCUUUCCUCGUCGCUUCAACAGGAACCUUUGUCGCCGUCAUCGCCGCCGACCGUGCCUCCGCCGCCUACGACAUCGAACACACGCCCGAAAAGAAGCGCCAACAAGAGCGCCAACAAGAACGCGAUGCUCUCUACGAAGCCAACAAAUCUGGCCUCCAGCGUGCAAAAGACUGGGCGAAUGAAAACCGCUACCCGCUCCUCUUCGGCUUCUGGGUCGCCUCCAUGGCCGGCUCGUGGAGCGCUGUCAAUCGCAACCGCUAUUUGAGCGGGUCACAAAAACUUGUGCAGGCGCGUAUGUAUGCGCAGGGAGCAACGCUGGCGGCGCUCCUCGCGAGUUUUGCUAUCGAGGGCAACGAUGCGGCCAAGGGCAAGGGCAGGUGGGAGACGAUUAGGGUGCUGGAUCCUAAUGACCCCGAGCACAAGCACAUGAUUGAGAAGAAGGUGCAUCAUGAGAGCUAUCCUGGUGAGGAUCAGUGGAGAGAAAUGAUCGAAGCCGAAGAGGAGCGCAUAAAGGAACGCGAGGCCGCGAAGAAGAAGAGCCAGGCUCAGGCCGAGGCCAAGAAGCACGAGCAGAAGGCGGAUCAAAAAGAGUCAAAGGCAAAGGCUGAAUCUAAGGAAUGAGCUCGCCAUGAUCCUCAAGAUACCUCGAUAUCCUCCUCCACGACCUGCUCAGGCCUCUCCGUAUCCACAACAACAUUUCUUGGCGUUUGGCGGUUGCAUGCGCGAGACGCUUUUCACGUCUCUACGAUGUACGAAUAAGCAACAAGUGCUUUGGAUGAUGCAGAAGCGAAAUCCGCGUUGUAGAUUUUUGUGUUUGUAGAAAGUGUUCUCCGGCUAAUUCAGACAUUU